GAACAGGAAACAGGAAACCAGCACAGGCGCGCAGUCGAUACUGUGCUGUUAUAAAACUCAGUUGGUAAAACUCAGCGAGUGAGUUGAGCAGGUGACGUGGAGAAAGGAGAACAAAACCAAACACACUUGUGCAUACUUGCCGAAGUUUUGUCCACAAUUGUUGAUUGAGGUAAUCGAUGAAGCCCAAAUAAGGAUCUGAAGACAACAUACAGAGAGGAGGAAACAUGUCUACAGCCAGAAAGGAGCUACAGGAGGCCUUGUGCCACUACACCGAAGAUACUCUAAUCUACAUUGACACUGUGAGAGGAUUCUGUGAGAGUACCUCUAAAUGGAUGAUUGGGAGGGAGUCAGAGUUGGACAUGAUGAGAGACAUGAAGGACAGGGCUGACAAAAUUGACCUGAACUUUAACCAUGUAACCAAGUCAGAGACCAAAGGUAAAGCCUUUUGGGAAUAUAUGAAGAGCAAGGUGACCCAGGUGACUGCAGAGAGCAGGCGUGCAGAGCUGGAGAAGGAGCUGGCUGCUGUGCUGAAGGACACUCUGGGAGGCCUGGAGAAGCUUGACUGCUUCCUGGAUUCAGUGGAGAAGCUGGCGGUCACCUCCCUUCAUGUGUUCACAGAGAACCAGGUGUUGCAUCUACCAGAAGGGAUCAGCCUUGAAAAUGUUCAGGUUGUCAUCACUGCUGCACGGCUAAUCUGCCCUCUCCUCCUCGAGUUUAAAAGAGAUGCCAGUGUCUUCUUCCUUCCCAGACUUCAGAAUGUGGAAGUGCUAGCAUAUCAGCUGGACAAAUACAUUCAGACCACCCAGGAAAUCUGUGAGAAGCUGGAGAAAAGCUCCUUCUGUGAGUUUGACCUGAAGAUGAUUAUGAAAACUGUGGUAGACCUCGAUGUGGAUUUGUCCGAAGAUGACAUACAAAGGAUGUUGUAUCACAUUAAGCAGCUUGAUGAUAUCAGGAUGAACCAAAACUUCAGGAUGGUGUUCUUGUUCCAGGGGGAAUCAUGUUCUGGCUUCAUCACUGAGUUCACAGAGCGAGAGCACAGGAUGCUGGGGUUUCUAAAAGACCUGGAAGAGAGUGCUGUUCAGCUAGACAGGAUGAAUAAGGGGGCAAAGAUCUCCAGUGUGGCAGGCAGCUCAGUGGGGGCAGUUGGAGGUGUGCUUUCCAUUGUUGGUUUGGCAUUAAUCCCUGUAACAGCAGGAGUGUCUCUAGCUCUGACGAUGACUGGGGUAGGGCUGGGAGUUACCAGCGGAGUCAACAGUCUUGUUACCACUGCCACAGAGAUUGGAGUAAACCGUACACAGCAAAAGAAAGCCAGUGAAGUCUUCAAGAGCUUCAUGGAGGAUGUGCAGACUCUCCAGGAUUGUCUGGAGGAGGUGACCAAAAGGGAAACAAACCCGAUAGAUGUGGCUGUGGGAGUCGGCAAGGUGCUUUGUAAAGCUGGUGUUGUUGGGAAAGGCAUUGAUUCACUUGUUGAUGCUGCCUCUGCUGUUAAGAUGUUGAAAAGUGAGGAGCUGCUUACAAGUGCUGGCAAGGUGGUGGUCCAGGAAGGUAAAGCAUUACGUAACGUUCCCAGGGUGGCCUCAGACAUCCCAGAUGUUGGUCAAGCAGCAGUCAAAGGGCCUCUUGCCCUCUCCAAGUCAGCCAGGGCAGGUCUCAUCGCAGUCAAUGCUCUUUUCCUUGGAAUGGAUAUCUUCUUCAUCUGUAAGGACAGCAUCAGUCUGUACAAAGGCAGUGAGACUGAAUUCUCACAGCUCAUCAGAGCCAGAGCUGCACUCUGGAGCUCAGAGAUGGACUCAUGGCAGAAGAUCCAUGACUCCCUGAGCAAAGGUCUGCUGACAUCAGAGAAAAAACAAGCUGUGCUGGAGUCGCCAUUUUAUCCAGGGAGAGAGAUCUAGAAACAAAAAGAAACAGAAAUAGUAAUUUCAUGUGACAAAGUGGUCGAAACAUGAAAUAAAAUACAUAGUAUUGAUAAAUAAUAGCGCUCUGUCAGACUACUUAAUUUGCGGCAACACUCGCAGAGCGAAAUCCCGCUAAUGUUUGAAUUAUGUCUAAAUCCAUUUUAUAUCAAUCAUAUAUGAUUAAACAUUGCAUACAACAGAAAAUCACUGAUCAUCCUUAACUACACUUUACAGUAGGUCGCUGGUAGUUUAACCAUUUGAAUCACUGUGUAGCUGAUUUACUUUUUUGCUUUUUUGCCUAAUUGCUAUUGAUAAACAAAUGUUCAGGGAAGUUGUUCAACCCUAUUUUAGAAGUUACCUGGCAAACUGUAAUCCUGCUAAAACCCUCACUUAGACUCUAGUUUCUGGUUGUUAAAAAUCAAAUGUGACAUUUCUUGCACUUUCCCAUGAAUAGUGAGGUAUUUUAAUGCUUUGGUUCAUGUAAGACCUGUGGACAAGUUGCCACUUUUAGCUUUAGUUAACCAAACUAGAGUUCACCCUGGAGCUAGAUAUAUUUUAAGAUUAAAUUGUAUUACCAAUGAAGUGCCUACUAUGUUUUUAUCGUCAGACACUGAAGUCAAAUUAUACCAGUGUUUUGUUGAAUUAUUAAAAAUGGUGUACCUGUCUUGUCUUUUUUUUAAAUGUUCAAUGCUUUAAUUUUAUAAUGUAAUCUUGCUUCAUUAUCUGAGCAUAUACUUUGGCAUUAACAAUAAUAAACAUAUUUCAUUAAGUAA
This is a messenger RNA of Dicentrarchus labrax (European seabass), 2668 nucleotides long. RefSeq lists its product as uncharacterized. Gene Ontology annotation, biological process: lipoprotein metabolic process; lipid transport. The coding region runs from base 225 to 1892 and encodes 555 amino acids. Gene Ontology annotation, molecular function: lipid binding. The transcript is spliced from 5 exons. NCBI's taxonomy places the organism in Eukaryota, Metazoa, Chordata, Actinopteri, Moronidae. Gene Ontology annotation, cellular component: extracellular region; membrane. The record is from RefSeq and is a predicted model, not a curated record.